Messenger RNA from Prorocentrum cordatum, 416 nucleotides. The record is from the annotation of a GenBank genome assembly. Lineage: Eukaryota; Dinophyceae; Prorocentrales; Prorocentraceae.
AACAGGGCCAGGGGAAAGCGUCGAUACCUCCGCGAGGCCACGCUGAGAAAGAAUACGACGUCGGGGGUCUGGGCCAGGAUCCCAUCCGAACUUGCCCCGCGCGCCGCGGCGAGCGCGGCAAGAGCGCGAGUUACAGCGGACUGUUGGACACAUGUGCGAGGUGCCUCGCGCCGUUAUCGGGCAGACUGUACAACACAUGUGCCCUGGGUGCGGCGCAGCAGCGCCGCUGGCGCACGCGAGUGCACCGCGAGCUCGGCGCGCACGCGCAUCAGGGUUACAUAGCACGCAUCACCAUUCCGCCGGCUCCACGACCGACAAGAGAUGCCAGCGUGAAGAACGGCAUGGGCAGGCUCUUCGGAUGGUCCGCUACGCGUCUUGUGGCCCACGGGACGCCGUCGCCAGCCACAAAGGGGUGA